AGGACAAGAUCGGCACGGACAAGGCGUGUUACCGGGACAUGUCGUCCUUCCCGGAGACCAAGGCGGAGAAAUACGCCAACCGCAGCAAGGGCAAGAAGUUCCUGCAGUACAACCGGCGCCAGCUGAGCCGGAUCUAUCCCAAGGGACAGCGCCUGGACUCCUCCAACUACGACCCGCUGCCCAUGUGGAUCUGCGGGAGCCAACUCGUGGCCCUCAACUUCCAGACGCCCGACAAACCGAUGCAGCUGAACCAGGCGCUCUUCAUGCUCGGGGGCCGCAGCGGGUACGUCCUGCAGCCCGACAUCAUGAGGGACGAGACCUUCGACCCCUUCGACAAGAACAGCCUGAAGAUCGUGGAGCCCAUCACGGUCCAGCUGCAGAUCCUGGGCGCCCGGCACCUGCCCAAGAACGGGAGGAGCAUUGUGUGCCCCUUCGUGGAGGUGGAGGUUUGCGGCUCCGAGUACGACAACAGCAAGAACAAGACGGAUGUCGUAGCCGACAACGGCUUCAACCCCGUGUGGCUCUUCAAGCAGUUUGUCUUCGACAUCAACAACCCCGAGUUCGCCUUCCUGCGCUUCGUGGUGUAUGAGGAGGACAUGUUCAGUGACCCCAACUUCUUGGCACAGGCCACCUUCCCUGUCAAGGGCCUCAAAACAGGCUACCGGUCGGUGCCGUUGAAGAACAGCUACACCGAGGACCUGGAACUCGCCUCCCUCCUCAUCCACAUCGAGAUCAUCAACGCCAAGGAGGAAGACGAGGAGAACCUCUACUCGUCCAUCCAGCAGCUGCGGGACCGCGCCAGCGAGCUCUCCAGCCAGGUCUCCAGCUACGAGCGCACCAACGGCUGCGACUCCCGCUACCAGCAGCGCCUGGACGAGCUCCGGGCGGCCCAGGAGCGGCUCAUGGAGCUCACCGAGGUCCGCAACCGCAAGUUGAUGGAGAAGAAGAAGAGGGACCGGCAGAUGGUCACCAAGCGCAGCUGAGCGGGAGGGCCGCGAGCGCGGGAGCUCCCCGGCCACCUCCUCUCCUGCCGCACGGGGAGAUGGGGUGGCCACAGCUGGUCCCCUGCCCGUGGUCGGGACUGGGUGACCUCCAGCUUUCAUCCCACGUCCCCUGGGGCUCGUGGCCACGUCCCUGUCCCCACGGGGUGGCCGCCGUGGCUCCUCUUCCCCCUCCAUCCUCCAACAGGGAAACUGAGGCACGGGGGCCCAGCCGGGCCGGGAUGGGGCGGGACCGGCCACCUCCAUCCUGGGGACGGGUGACAGGAGGGGCUGGCAGUGAAACCCCAGGGUGGGGACACAGGGGACACUCUGGGGGGGGUCAGGGGGAUGUUUUGUCCCCCCCCUAUAAAUAUCUGUAUUUUCUUCUUUUAUCCAGCCUGUACAUACGGCGGGGGGGGGGAGGGGUGUCUGGACCAGCCACAGUAUUAGGGCACAAGGGGGGGGGACCCCAAAAUGUCCGGAGAUGUCCCAGCAAGGGAGCAGGGGACGAGUCUGGGGGUGUCCCACAGGGCAGGGCAGUGACAAGGUGCCCUGAGGUAGAUACGGGCACCCCGGUGGUCCCGGAGGGGACAGGGAUGGCACCGAGGAGACCCAGUGUUGUCACCAAAC
Pipra filicauda (Wire-tailed manakin) is the source of this 1610-nucleotide messenger RNA. Its product is annotated as 1-phosphatidylinositol 4,5-bisphosphate phosphodiesterase gamma-1-like. The record is from RefSeq and is a predicted model, not a curated record. Gene Ontology annotation, molecular function: phosphatidylinositol-4,5-bisphosphate phospholipase C activity. Bases 39 to 983 code for a protein of 314 amino acids. Lineage: Eukaryota; Metazoa; Chordata; Aves; Passeriformes; Pipridae. The transcript has 8 exons. Gene Ontology annotation, biological process: phosphatidylinositol-mediated signaling; positive regulation of epithelial cell migration; lipid metabolic process.